GUUCUUUUUUCUCUCUGUUUUCCUCAACCUCCAUCCCCUUCUCCUCCACAACUCCUCCAUCUCGUUCAAUCCUCUCUUUGCCCCCUUUGAAACCCUAAAUCCGAAAUGGGGAAGCAAAAUCAAUGCAAUGGAGGAAAGGAAGGAGACAUAGAGACCGGCCAUACCCCCGCCGCUGCCGCAUUGUACCCUAACAUGGCCGAAAACCCCUCUUUUCGCUGGGCUUUUAUCCGUAAGGUCUACUCCAUCAUUUUGAUCCAGCUCCUUCUCACUGUCGCCGUUGCCUCCGCUUUCAUUUUCGUUCGCCCGAUCUCUGUCUUCCUCUUCGCCGGCACCCCUGUUAGCUGGGCUGUUCUCAUCCUCAUCAUCAUCGCGCCUUUAAUCACUAUGUUUCCGAUGUUUUAUUUCCAAGAGCGUCAUCCGAUCAAUGUUUUUUUGCUUGGAUUGUUCACCAUUUUCAUGGCUUGCAGCAUUGGAUUGGCAUGCGCGACCAAGAGCGGGAAAGUGGUUCUUGAAGCUGCAGUGCUAACAAUAGCAGUAGUAGUAGCAAUCACAUUAUACACUUUUUGGGCUGCAAAGAGAGGUUAUGAUUUCAACUUCCUUGGGCCAUUCUUGACUGCUGCAAUACUAAUACUACUCAUAUACUGGGCAAUCCAGAUUUUCUUCCCGUUGGGAAAGAUUGGUCAGACAAUAUACGGAUUCCUGGGUUCAAUCAUAUUUUCCGGCUUUAUCCUCUACGAUACGGAUAACUUGAUCAAGCGAUAUACCUACGACCAGUAUAUCUCUGCUGCCAUUGCUUUGUAUCUAGACAUCAUCAACCUCUUUACAUCCAUCCUCAGCAUCUUCAGCGGCAUGGAUUCAUAAGUAUGUUUAGAAAAGUUUAACCUGUUAAUCUAAUGUAUAUCAUCAGAUUUUAUAGAUGGUUAAAAACAUCUUCUAAGUUCUAACAUCAUCA
This is a messenger RNA of Dioscorea cayenensis subsp. rotundata (Guinea yam), 952 nucleotides long. RefSeq names its product protein LIFEGUARD 4-like. NCBI's taxonomy places the organism in Eukaryota, Viridiplantae, Streptophyta, Magnoliopsida, Dioscoreales, Dioscoreaceae. The record is from RefSeq and is a predicted model, not a curated record. Gene Ontology annotation, cellular component: membrane. The transcript has 4 exons. Bases 106 to 861 code for a protein of 251 amino acids.